GAGAGAGAGAGAGCGAAAGAGAGACGCUACCCCUCCCAUCUGAUUCAAAUCCGAUCCGAUGCUAUGCGUAAGCGUGUCUGCGAGAGAAUCGGAGAUUUGAUAGUGUCCAGCCACGCAGCAGUGCCGACCAGGGUAAAGCAACAAGACACCGGGACAGGACAGCACCGCAAAGCAAGCGAGCCCCCCUACUAAGAAACGGCUUGCGUGAUUGACCGGCCCAGCAAAGUCUGAGCGGGUCAUCUUACCACCGGCCAUGGCUUCGAAGCUAAACCCCAAUGUCCUAUACGUCCGUGAGACCCAGGAGUCCCUCUCCUCUCCGGACUCCGACCGGCUCACCCACGCGGAGGCCGGCGACGAGUCAUCGGACAGCGACGGGGAACCAGAGGAGGCUUCACACAAACUCAUACGUAAAGUGUCGACCUCCGGUCAGAUUCGGGCAAAGAAAAGCGUGAAGGAGGGGAUGCUGCUGAAACAGACCAGCUCCUUCCAGAGAUGGAAGAGGAGGUACUUCAAGCUCAGAGGAAGGACCCUCUACUACGCCAAAGACUCCAAGUCCCUCAUAUUCGAUGAAGUGGACCUGUCCGACGCCAGCGUUGCGGAGACCAGCACCAAGAAUGUCAACAACAGUUUCACGGUGAUCACUCCCUUCAGGAAGCUGAUGCUGUGUGCUGAGAACCGCAAGGAGAUGGAGGACUGGAUCAGCGCCCUCAAGUCAGUUCAGAAGUGGGAGACCUAUGAGGCCACUCUGUUUAACAUGGAGCACUUCUCUGGGAUGCAUAACUGGUACGCCUGCUCCCACGCCCGGCCCACCUUCUGCAACGUGUGCAGAGACACGCUGCCCGGCGUCACCUCUCACGGCCUCUCCUGUGAAGUGUGUAAGUUUAAAGCCCAUAAGCGAUGUGCUGUCAGGUCUACCAACAACUGCAAAUGGACCACACUGGCUUCUGUAGGAAAUGACAUCAUGGAGGAUGAGGAUGGGGUGUCCAUGCCUCACCAGUGGUUGGAAGGGAACCUGCCGGUCAGUGCCAAGUGUGUGGUGUGUGACCGUAACUGCGGCAGCGUCCGUCGCCUGCAAGACUGGCGCUGUCUCUGGUGCAAAGCCAUUGUGCAUAGUAGCUGUAAGGAGCUGAUGGAGAAACAGUGCCCUCUGGGUCAGUGCAGAGUGUCCAUCCUCCCGCCCACCGCUCUCAAUAGCAUCGACUCCGAUGGGUUCUGGAAGUCCGCGAGUCCAUCCAGCUUCAGUCCCUUGUUGGUCCUGGUCAACUCCAAGAGCGGAGACAACCAGGGCGUCAAGUUCCUGCGCAAGUUCAAACAGCUGCUCAACCCGGCACAGGUGUUCGACCUGAUGAAUGGAGGACCUCAGCUCGGUUUAAAGGUUUUCCAGAAGUUUGUAUCGUUCCGUGUUCUAGUCUGUGGAGGAGACGGAAGCGUGGGCUGGGUUCUCUCCGAACUGGACAAGCUUGGACUCCAUAAGCAGUGCCAGCUGGGAGUACUUCCUCUGGGCACAGGAAAUGACCUGGCGCGCGUGCUGGGUUGGGGCGGCCUGUGUGAUGAUGACGCCCAGCUGCUGCAGACCCUGGAGAAGCUGGAGAGAGCCACCACCAAGAUGCUGGACAGGUGGAGCAUAAUGACGUAUGAAGUGCCGACUAAAAACACUCCAGCCAUAGUGAAGGAAGACGACCCUCAGGAGGCAACUCUUCAGGUCCAGAUGACUCAGUAUGCAGACUCUGUGGUCUCCCACCUCACCAAGAUACUAGACUCAGACAAGCACAGUGAUGUCAUAUCCUCUGCCAAGUUUCUGUGUGGGACGGUGAAUGACUUCGUGGCGGAGGUGGGCAAAGCCUACGAGCGAGCAGCAGAGAACCGGGAGGAGGCGGAUGCCAUGGCUAAAAAGUGUGCCAUGCUGAACGAGAAGCUGGACUCCCUGGUGAAGGCCCUGAGCGAGGAUGCCGAUGCCCAGCUGGUGCCCAUGGGCUCCGUGUCGCCCCGCUCGGAGGGCGAGGACGGGGCCAACUCCUCGUCAGGCGACUCCCCCGGUGACGGCCCCGCGGUGCCCCGGCCCUUCAGGAGCCGAGAGCAGCUCAUGCUGAGGGCCAACAGCCUGAAGAAGGCCCUGCGGCAGAUCAUCGAGCAGGCGGAGAAAGUGGUGGAUGAGCAGAACCGUCACAUGCAGGUGCAGCGAAUGUCCUCCUCCUCCUCCAUCAAGCGCCAGAGCAGCGACGAGCUCAAGGAAGCCGACACGCGUCAGGGCUGCAUGAGUCCCACCUUUCCGACGCCGCCCAUCACCCUGGAGAAGUCGGAGAGCUUCAGCGCCGUAUCCUUCUCCGAGGACUCCGUACUCUGCACUGAGAAAUGCGUGAUGAACAACUACUUUGGGAUCGGGCUGGAUGCCAAGAUCUCCCUGGAGUUCAACAACAAGAGGGACGAGCACCCCAAAAAGUGCAGCAGUCGCACCAAGAACAUGAUGUGGUACGGAGUCCUGGGGACCAAGGAACUGCUGCAGAAGACCUACAAGAACCUGGAACAGAGAGUUCAGUUGGAGUGUGACGGAGUGGCCAUGUCGCUGCCCAGUCUUCAGGGUCUGGCUGUGUUAAACAUCCCCAGCUAUGCCGGAGGUAUCAACUUCUGGGGAGGCACCAAAGAGGUCAACAAUUUUGGAGCCCCUUCGUUUGAUGAUAAGAAGCUGGAGGUGGUGGCUGUGUUUGGGAGCAUGCAGAUGGCCGUGUCACGCGUCAUCAAGCUACAGCACCACCGCAUCGCACAGUGUCGGCAGGUGAAGAUCACGAUCCUGGGCGAUGAAGGCGUACCUGUGCAGGUGGAUGGGGAGGCCUGGGUUCAGCCCCCCGGCAUCGUCAACAUCGUCCACAGGAACCGCGCCCAGAUGCUCACCAGAGACAGGAACUUUGAGAGCACGCUGAAGUCGUGGGAGGACAAGAAGAGGAGCGACAGCUACGGCUCCUCGCGCCCGCGCCUCAACUCCCAGCAGUCCAUGGAGUACCUCUCAGACGAGGAGUGUGCCCAGGUGCAGCAGCUCGGGAUCGUAGCCGACACACUCAUCAAUAGAAUAAGAGAGGCGGCUAAGACCCAUAAAUUGGUCGAACAGGAACUGGCCCAUGCUGUCAACGCCACUGCCCUGGCCCUGACAGAGGGAUUUCCAUCCAAACCCUCCAGUCCAGAGUGUGUGAGUCGCAGUGCGGCGGUGGAGAUCGUCAACACCAGCAAGGUGCUGCAGCAGGAGACUAGGAUGCUUCUGGAGGGGAAACUACUGCAGCUGGCGUCGUCUCAGGAGCAGGAGCUGCGCUCUACACUCAACAGCCUCGGCGCCGAGCUCCUCAAGCUGGAGGACAUCCACUGGAUCUGUCCCAGCAUGCACUGCAGUGAGGAGGAGUCCCAAAGGGGAGGAGCUAAGAGCAGCAUCAAGCUGAAGAUGAUGCCCAAGGUGAAGAAGGACCGAGAGAAACUCCACAAGCAGAAGUCCAACAGCUCCCUCUCAGAGAGUCGGGACUCAGUCGAGGUAGCUGAUUGGCUGGACUCGCUGGGGUUAGGGGAAUACAAAGAGAGGUUUCAGCACAUCCAGGGCUGGCAGCUGGUACAGCUUCAGAGGCAAGACCUUAAGGAUCUUGGGAUUUCAAAAGUGGGUCAUGUGAAGCGGAUUCUGCAGGCAAUUAAGGACCUGGGAGAGCCGCUUUAACUCCUCCCAUCCAGCAGGGGUCGCCGUUGAGGCCAGAUGGAGGAGGGAGAGAACUCGUCAACCACCCUCUUCUCCAACAAAGAGUGGGGAGCUACGGUCAAAGGAAUGGCCCUGAAUUGCAUAGCAUUGCAUCGACGUUGUGGUCAUGUUUGUUUGCUGUUUCGCUUAGCCCAGCUGAUGUGCGUUUGAUUGCUUCAAAGGUCAAAGGGCAAAGAUGACCAGUCACUGGAGGAAGGGGGCAAUCCUCCGAAGCCAUCGAUUUUUCUUUCUGUCUUUCUCUCUCUUUUUCUUUCGCUCAGUUUUUGCUCAUUAUCUGACUUAGGAUGUUUACUUAAGAUCCCUUGCAUGAACUUACAUUUUUGGUACUCAAGUAAUGGCAUUGCUCUCUCUCUCUUUCUCUCUCUCUCUCUCUCUCUCUCUCUCUCUCUCUCUCUCUCUCUCAGAAGCCAUGAGAUACUUUUUUUCUCUUCUUGAAAAUGUCAGACUUCUUACUUCCUUCCUUUUGCCAAUAAGAACAAAAACGUAAGAUUUCAAUGUCUGUGUUGAAACAAACAAACAAACAAACAAAAACAUCACACACACACACACUCUCUCGUCUUGAAGAAUGUACCAUUUGGACUUGAAUUAUGGCUGGGCUUUCUGUAGACCUAGGAGCUCCAUGUAACCCCCUCUGAAGAUCGAUGUCCUCUGCAUGCCUUCCAGUCCUGCUUUUUUGUGUGGACAAAAAAAAAAACGCAGUGAGAUUUUAUUACCGUUUCCUUUCUUUGUUUUUUAAAAAGAGACUUGAAAAGUUGUGAUUCUGUCCAACGCUCUUUUAUCGCUGGACGUGGCUGUUGUUCCCCAAGCUUCAGUGGUGUAAAGUACUUUUGUGCCAAUUUCAUUUUGAGUGCAGUGGUUUACAAGUGAGGUGUUUUUUCACAGAGAAUUAUUUUGUGUGUGUGCGUGUGUGUGUGUGUGUGCGCGCGCGCGCGCGUGUGUGUGUGUGCAAAAAAAUGUACAUCAUGCAUUUCAAAAUGAUUUUAUCUUGCCUUGCACUUUAAGAAAAAAAAAAUUGAGAGUUACUUAAAUGCAACAAGUGAGAAAUUCUUGUGUGUGGUAAAAAUAUAAUGUAAUGUUUUUAUAGAUGUAAUCAUAGAUUAAGGACCCCCCCCCCCCCACCCCCCCGCCUCCAUAUUUAUGGCAAAUCUGUAAAGCGAAUUAUGAAAAACUACAAAUAAUAUAUACGAAACAUAUAGUAUAACGUAAACGAAUGUUAAGAUAUAUACAGAUGUAUCCCUUGCCAAGGUUGUGUGGUCCCCUCCUCGUGUGUUCUCCACAGUGAACUAAAAGCAUAGACCUUGAUAGUGCGUCAUCUAUUGACAAAUGAAGAGUAUUUAUUUAUGAACUACUGAUAGCAUCACUGCCUGCAAUGCAAGAGGACUCUGAAGGGGGUGACCCUGAUCUGUACCAGAGUCUUUUAGGAUCAAGGUGGGGACCACUUCCUGUAUUUCAAGGCUGCUUAAGUGGUUAAGGGUACGAAGAAUCUAUUUUGUCAGGAAUUUUUUCGAAGUUUGAAGAGGAAUAGGGAUGCUACUGAUUGUGUGCGUAUAGCGGUAGUAUGGGCACUAGCCCCAUGUUUAACAGCAUUCCUGGACGGGGGAGAUUUGUAUUGCUGUGUGAAAGAGACUUACUGUCUGUAUGAUAGCUCUCUGCGCUGGAAGCUUACGUGUUUGUUUCACUCGUUUGUAUCGAACAUACGAUCUUAAAAGAUGUUUCCAGAUUACGUGUGUGCUAUUUAUCCUCGUGAUGUAACUCAAGAACCAAACUUAUGGUGAAGUCAAUUCCUUUGUGUCUUAAAUUAUACUGGUGGGUGUUGGGUGGAGCGACUGUGGUUGAGGGUGUAUACAUGCAAACCCAAUGGCAGCUACCACUGGGUGAGAUUUGGCCAAUAUUUAACGUCAAAUCUGAUUUAAUCCAGUCAGGAUUAUUAAUGAUACUCUUGUGGUGUCAGUCAGAAUGGUUGAGUUUUUGGAGACAAAUGUAGAUUAUGCAAUUUAUGAAGAUCCCACAUCAUCGCCCAAAUACUACUAGUCUUUUUUUUUUUUGGUCUGUAUUAAGUAUUAAUUUUUUUAAAGUGUCACGUAUGACAUGGUCAUGUGAAAUCAACCUAUAAUAUUUCUCUCAUUGUUUAAUGUAUUCCCACAUGGGCCUUACAUGAUGCAAAUCGACAGUCACGGUGGGAUUUACCCUUAAAAUCUCCAAACCAUCAUUGAUGUAGAUGGAGGAAUAUCAGAGGUGGGUCGUGUCGAUGCAUUGCUUUUAGGUACUCUUAGUUCCACAGUGUUAAUGGUGAGAUGUAGUUAUGACUUCGCUGUAUAUACUGUAGAUUAACCUACAUAAAAUCUGAUAAGAUCAUAAGCAUUUGCAUCUGAUAUUCAAGGGCUAUGUUAUUCUACUGCAAAAAAAAUCAAUCCGAAAAAGUAAUAUCAUACCCAGAAGACAUAUCAUGCAAGAGUUAUUCUUCAUUUUUUACAGGUCAGAUGUUAGACUAAACUACCACAUGUGAGGUCAAGUUGAUAAAACUCUAUACAGUUGUCAAGGAUACUGUCAGUUAGGCUACCUAUUAGAAGUAGAUUCAUUUCCUUUGAUGAUAUGACACCAACCAGUCGUUAACGUUAGCUGAUGCUAAACGCUACUGUAUGUGACAACGCCAUGAGUCAUGGGACAAUAUUUGUGCUUUCUCCUUUUCAGCCAUUGGCGAACAUCCAGAGAAAUUGGUCGAUUGUAUGCCUUUUUCUCAUUUCUACUCUUUGUUCCACAUUCUGUUUUCCCUUAUCGCAGCUAUUUAUUACUGAAGCAGAUUGCCGAAUUGUUUGUGUCCAGGUCUGAAACAACAUAGGUAAAUUACUUAUCCCAUUUUUUCCUUCACUUAACAAAAAAAGAUAUGAAAAAUGUUAACACUUCAGAAGAAGUAAACGGGACAAGGCCAGGAAAAAUGUUGAACAGACCCCUUGUGUUUGCUUGCCUGCUUGUUUGCUUUUAAGAGUGGUCAGAAUGUUCUCAGUUCCAGCAGGGACGGGUUUCUGAUGCUUUAACUUCUCAGAGCAGAUAGGGCAAAUCCAUUUAGGGGCACUUUUUCCUUAAAGUGUUGUUGUUCAACAUCCAUGGUGACUAAGAGAGAGAGAGAGUGUUUCAAAAUGAGACUAUUUUCACAGUGGUCGUUGCCAAGCAACGCUUCCUGGAACUACACCCAUUUGGACAUCUGCAUCUAAGAUUGGUCGUGGCCAGAUCCGACACCAGAGUCCAUCGCCAGCUGGGGGUGUUUUGGUGUCACCCUUCCCUUCUAAUACAUCACACACCUCAACAAAAGCUUCAGGUCACCCUGAGGUUUUGACGAGCACGUGUUAGAUCACACACAUUCAACUUUGAACGGCACCAGACCUGGCCAAAACUCAGAUCAGACCUGGCCCAAACUCAGAUCAGACCUGUUCCAGAGCUGGCUGCUUAUUUGGGAUGUUUUAGUAUUUGUAUAAAACCGUAAUGAAAAGGGAUUCUCGUCUGGCGUUAAAACUACAAGAUAUCACUCUUCCAAUGCAAUAUUAGCCUACUGACUGUUCAUGUUUUGGUGAAGUUUUAUCUAAGCAGUUCAUUGAUAUUGCAUCUGUGUAGUUGAAGCCCCGCCCCUCUCUCUGGGCCAUUGGCUCCCUCACCGACUCUUAUACUCCAGGAUUGUUGUUGUUGUUGAACUGGAAGGGAAAAAUAAAAUGUAACCAUUGCUGUUUGA
Molecule: messenger RNA, 7454 nt
Organism: Clupea harengus (Atlantic herring)
Lineage: Eukaryota; Metazoa; Chordata; Actinopteri; Clupeiformes; Clupeidae
Product: diacylglycerol kinase eta
Biological process (GO): phospholipase C-activating G protein-coupled receptor signaling pathway
Cellular component (GO): plasma membrane
Molecular function (GO): protein binding; ATP-dependent diacylglycerol kinase activity
Source: RefSeq, a predicted model, not a curated record